AUGUCUCUUAUAAUAAUUAAGUAUAUAUCUGCAGAUAGCAAGGCAAUUCCUCCGGUAGUAAUUAUCCCUGGAAUUAUAAUUAUGGUUUCUUGGUUCCAUGAAAAUAUGACCGGUCAUGAGGUUAUUACAGUCUCUCCUAUAGGAUAUACGAACGAGGGCAUUUAUAUGGUUUGGUUAGACCAUUUUAUCAAGCAUAAUAACUGCGGUCCUAAUAAGGAAUGGCAUAUUCUCUUAAUUAACGGAGCAACUUGCUACCAAGCGGACGAUUUUAUCCUAAAAGCUACGUUUAAUAAGAUACGAAUCGUCCAAUUCCCCUCUCAUUAA
Molecule: messenger RNA, 324 nt
Organism: Hyaloscypha bicolor E
Lineage: Eukaryota; Fungi; Ascomycota; Leotiomycetes; Helotiales; Hyaloscyphaceae
Exons: 1
Coding region: 1-324 (107 amino acids)
Molecular function (GO): nucleic acid binding
Source: RefSeq, a predicted model, not a curated record